AGGGGGGGAGGGGGGACCAGCAAGGAAAGAAUUAGGAGGGAGAAGGGACGGCGGCAAGGAUAAGAGGGAAUGAGGGGUUUCCUUUUACGUCUCCUUCUCCGCUUUCUUCAUCGCUUAACUCUGUCAGAAUCAGAAAAGCAUAAGAAAUUCUUCACCUGGAGUGGCAUAGUUUGUGGCACUAGCACAUUUAUCUUGCACCUUUUGGACAGAUUUGAUUUGGGUUCGUUCCAUUUUUUUUCUCUCCCGGGUGGUUUCAUCGCUCCUUGUCGGUGAAGAUGCUGGUUGCUAACAGUUUUGAUCUCUGGCAGAAAGAUGCGUUCUUCACUGCGGCCGAGGAGGUUCAGGAAUCCACAGACAUAAUGGAAUCGGUAUACAGGGCGUGGUUGAGGGAGGGAAGAGAUGGUAUUGGACCAGAGGACUCAGAGGAGCUACGUAGGGAGCUGCAAAUCACUUUAGGCACAGCAAAAUGGCAGGGUUGCGUUUCUACAGAAAAGGCAUUAAUAGAAUCCCUGGAAGAGGAAGGGAAGCAACCCCUGCGAUGGGUAAACUUGGAUGAAGAAGAACGUGAUGAUUUUACUUCAUUUCUUUCAAGAACUCCAGGAACCUCACAAGGUACUAAAGAGGGAAAUGAUGAUCUUAGACCUACCACAGAUAACUCUCUUAAGGGGAUUGAUCGAAGGAGAAAAGUUGCAGAUUUUCAUAUUGAUCUUGCCUGCAGAAUAGAUAAUCCAGAUUGUGUAACAGAUUUUAAAGAGGUUGCGGCACUGAAGCAAGAUUCUAAUUAUGUUGUAAAACUAGAAGCAAGAGAAUCUCCUGGAACCAAGGAUGAUUUAAGCUGUGAAGUGGAGAAAUCAAAUGGUCAUAGAACAACAUGGAGUACGCCAAACAUUGGUUCUUGGAAGAUUGUAAUAGCAGAUGAGGAUGAACAGAGAAAAACAUUAGUGGAAAGUGAUGAAUCCAGAACUAAAGGAAAAGGAUUUAAGAAUAGCUUUAGGAGACAAAAAGGUGGAGACCAUGUCCAAUCUAAAGGAAGGAUUUCAAGUUGGCUCGACUUUUAUCAGAGAUUUGGACGGGUACGGGUAUGUGGAUCUCAGAGACAAAUACAAGGUCCACAGUACAUGCAGUUUAGAUCUCUCCAGCGUUUGCUUCUUGUUGUACUAAGUAUUUUCUUAAUUGGUAUGCUCAUGAUCUCUAUUGCUUAAACAAGAAAUACAUCAAUCUUCAGGAGUGUAUUUGUAAAGGAGAAUUUAGUUCAUCAAAACCUUCAUUGAACUGGAAUUUUUUUCUUUGUUUUUCUCUUUUUCA
Molecule: messenger RNA, 1305 nt
Organism: Macadamia integrifolia
Lineage: Eukaryota; Viridiplantae; Streptophyta; Magnoliopsida; Proteales; Proteaceae
Exons: 4
Coding region: 276-1202 (308 amino acids)
Biological process (GO): Golgi vesicle transport
Cellular component (GO): membrane
Source: RefSeq, a predicted model, not a curated record